AUGGAUGACAGCAUUAAGCAGCAUUACUUGGCUGAUUCGCCGCCUACAGUUGUCAGAUUGGAGGUGAGGUCUCACUUUGAGACCCUCAAGGACCAAAAGCUCAGAAAAUAUGCGCACUUCAUGAGCAGGGCUGCAUUUGAGGGCACCCGUGUCACUCUGCGUCAAGUCUCUCCCGAAUCCGAGCCCAUCUAUGACCUCAUUCUCUCCCUCUAUCACGCUUCCAAUGGUGACUGGGACAGCCUCGCCCAGAAAACACAAGUGAGCACCGACGAUCUCCGUUUCUUCCUCGAAUAUGCAGGACAAUUCCUGGGCAACUGCGGGAACUACAAAGGAUUCGGUGACUCCAAGUUUAUCCCUCGGAUCCCAGCAUCCGCGCUCGAGGCUCUGGCAUCGUCCACCCCGGAGACCAUGGCGGCUUUCCAGAAGGCAAACAGCACUGGAGGGGGUAUCUAUGAGACCAGUGAACAGUCCAUGAUGCACCUUGGAUACCCUGACGGUGGCCACAUGACCACCUACUACCCCGAUUCACCCACAAUCUCGAAGGGCGAAAUCACGGCAAUCGGUGACUUGAUGGAGAAGAAGGGUCUGGCGUUGGAGAACACCAGAAUUCGCAAGACACCCUCUGGUGAUUUUGAGCUCUUGAUCGCCUCCGGCGUGUCAUCUCCUCCUGCUAAGGACCGUGACCUUGGCGAGGUGGAGACUUUUGACCUUGAGGGCGAUCUGAAAGGCAAGAACCUGCGUCUCGUCUUUGGUGACCACCAGGAAGAGAUGGCGAAGAUUGCCCACAGUGUCAAGAAGGCCGGUUUGAACGCUGCAAAUGUUAACCAAAAGCGGAUGUUGGACUCCUAUGCUCUGUCCUUCGGUGCUGGAUCUAUUGAGGCUUUCAAAGAGAGCCAGCGUAUCUGGGUGAAGGACCAAAAGCCUGCUCUGGAAACCAACCUUGGAUUCGUUGAGACCUACAGAGACCCUCACGGUGUGCGAGGUGAAUGGGAGGGUUUUGUCGCUUUGGUCAAUUUGGAGCGAACUCGUGCCUUUGGUGCGCUUGUAGAUAGUGCUGAGAGCAUGAUACCUAAGCUUCCCUGGGGCAAGGACUUUGAGAAGGACACUUUCCUCAGCCCUGAUUUCACAUCAUUGGAAGUCUUGAGCUUUGCCUGCUCUGGCCUCCCGGCCGGUAUCAACCUCCCCAACUAUGAUGAUAUCCGUCAGAACCUUGGCUUCAAGAACGUGUCCCUGGGCAAUGUCCUGAGCGCCAAAGCUCCUAACGAGCCUAUUCCUUUCAUUAGUGAGGCCGACCUGGAUGUCUACCGCAGAUGCCGCGAUCCCGCAUUCGAAGUGCAAGUAGGCAUUCACGAACUUUUGGGCCACGGUACUGGCAAGCUCCUCCAGGAGACAGCGCCUGGGGAGUAUAACUUUGAUAUUAAGGACCCUCCCAUCAACCCAGUUACCAAUAAGCCUGUGUCAACCUGGUACAAGCCUGGACAAACAUGGAGCUCCGUCUUUGGCUCUAUUGCCUCAUCAUAUGAAGAGUGUCGUGCUGAGUGUGUCGCCAUGGCUCUGGGCUGCGACUUUAGCAUUCUGAAGAUCUUCGGAUUCGGCGAUGGCAAGGAGGACUUGUACAGUGAAGCCGGUGACGUUCUGUUCGCAGCAUACUUGUCCAUGGCCCGUGCCGGUCUUGUUGCCCUCGAGUUCUGGGAUCCCAAGACCCAGAAAUGGGGCCAGGCUCACAUGCAGGCCCGUUACAGUAUCCUGCGCACCUUCCUCAAAGCCGGUGAUGAAUUCGUCAAGCUUUCUUACAGCAAGGAGGAUCUGUCCGACCUAGAGAUACGCCUCGAUCGGUCUAAGAUUCUGACUCAUGGGCGUCCCGCUGUCGAGAAAUACCUCCAGAAACUGCACGUAUACAAGAGCACCGCAGACAUUGCCGCUGGUAAGGGAUUGUAUGAUGAUAUCACGUCUGUUGAUAGCUGGUGGGGAACUAAGGUGCGGGAUGUUGUUCUUAAGAACAAGGUCCCUCGUAAGAUCUUUGUUCAGGCCAACACUAUCCUGGAGGGUGAUCAAGUCACACUGAAGGAGUAUGAGCCAACUCUUGAGGGUCUGAUCCAGAGCUUUGCUGAACGCAAAGUCUGA
Molecule: messenger RNA, 2124 nt
Organism: Penicillium canescens
Lineage: Eukaryota; Fungi; Ascomycota; Eurotiomycetes; Eurotiales; Aspergillaceae
Product: dipeptidyl-peptidase III
Exons: 3
Coding region: 1-2124 (707 amino acids)
Biological process (GO): proteolysis
Cellular component (GO): cytoplasm
Molecular function (GO): metalloexopeptidase activity; dipeptidyl-peptidase activity
Source: RefSeq, a predicted model, not a curated record